Molecule: messenger RNA, 7020 nt
Organism: Linum trigynum
Lineage: Eukaryota; Viridiplantae; Streptophyta; Magnoliopsida; Malpighiales; Linaceae
Source: the annotation of a GenBank genome assembly
UUACAAAAUUAAGAUUCUUACAUAUCCACCGUUUUGUUAUAGCUAUAAUACAAAGUAAUAAAAGUAAAAUGCGAAGUAAUUUGAGAAAAAUUACAUACAAUUUAGAUAAAAACAUGUCGAGAAUGAGCUGAGUUAGAUCAAGUAGAAUACUCAUGCCCGCCCCAACCUAAUACAUAUCAAACACGUCCCGUAAAAUAGAUGAGGUCAAAAUUGCAAUCUAUACUUAUUUUGAACUAAAUCAUGUGAUGAAAUAACUAAUAUGAUAUAUUUGUACGGGAAAAAUUAAAAUUGUUGCAAAUCUGUUGAUAUACCCUCUUUUUUUUUUUUUACAAUAAUCUGUUGAUAUACCCAAAUAAAUAGAGUUUGGUGUUUUAAACUUUAAUGACUUGCCUAGGCCCUAGGGGUUGUGGGCUUGUAAAAAGGCGGGGAAAAAGUAAGAGUUGGUGAGUACGUAAUUUAUUGGAUUGUAAGUUUACAAUCUACAGUAUCAUUUAUAGUGGAAACAUAAAACUGCAUCCACCGUUCAAAUUUCCGUGUCCUUAGAGUGAUUUACGGGAGCUGACGUGGCUAGAAAUUCGGGCGGGAUUUUUCUUCUUCCCUGUGCAACGGCAAUAGUCCUUCCUCCGAUUCCCCCUUCUCCUUCUCACAACAAAUUCCUUCCUCCGAUUUCCCUUUUUCCCCAGGACCAAAAUUGUUUCAUCGGUCAUUCUCUGCCUCCAUUCUUGAGAACCCAUUUUUGCGAACCACCACCCCAGUUACUCGGCUCGACGACUCCACUCCUCUUUGUCGAAGAACAUACUCCUCACAUUCAUCGAUUCUUUUAUUCUCUAACAGCACAUCCACAUCUUCGGUGGCCACAUCUUUCAGUUUUGUUGGUGGGAUUCCCUUCCUAUGUAUACCCUUGAUGUCUUUGAUUUUUUCCAAUCUCUCCCUCUUCUUCUCGAUCUCACUCUCUCUCCCUGUCUAUGGUAACAAAAUGCGAGAAUGGUGGCGGGUGCUAAUUGUGUUUCUUAGGGUUUUUUUUUUUUGCCUUUUUAUCUUUGCUGCACCACGACGACCAUUGCCCAAGGGUUUAACGGGGUCCAGAGUAAUGGGUUUUGGUGAUUCUUCUCUCUCUGGUCAGUUUGUUCUUUCAUUCUUUUCUUCAAUCAAAAGGGUCUGCUUUGUCUCUUUCUCAUGGAAAUCACUUUCAUGACAAUGGUGAUACUAGGCAGCAGAGUACCUUGAAGAGUGGUGUGCUGGCAACCAAUUUCCUAGCAUGAAACUCCUCCCGUCCACUCCGCCGAUGACACAGGAUUCGAAUGCAUCUGCGCUUUGUCUUCCUCAAUCGCAGGCCCAACAUCUACUCUUGCGAUGACGGUCAUGAAGCAGCGCACCGACGGUUUCAUCAGAGUUUUCUCCCUCCGAUUGCAGACAUAGCAGUGGAUAGAUGUGAUAUUCUCUGCCCGAGACGAGGAUCUUGCAUGUGCACAUUAGUGAUAAAUCUCAAGUAAGUUUUUCAUGCCGUACAAGUGCUCAUUUGGGCUAUGUGUUUUAGGUUUUCUACUUCGUACUAUCAAGAAUGCUUAGUCUCUUCAAUUCCAUACUGUAAGUUUAUCUUAAGUGGAUUUGUGGUCAAUAUUGCAUUGAUUCCUUGGAAUAGCUCCAACUGGGAAUCUAAAAUCAAGCUCUGCAUAUAAAAAGUCAUAGUUCUGUAACCAGCAAACAUGCUCUAACUACCGCCUAUGUUCAGAAAGCAAACUUUGUAUCUAGACAAAGGAGACUAUAGACAGAAGAACUACUUAGCCACUACUACUAGAUAGAUACUAACAACAUAUGUCAACCUCCUUUUUUUACCUUUCAUCAAAGGAAAGUGAAUGUUCUAGACACUACUACUAGAUUGUUAAUGGAACUUCUCCAUUCAUAAAUUCCUUCUUAUGUUCAUAAUUUGAGAUUUACUUUGUCUUUACAUAUUACUGGUUUUGUGUUCGAAAGGAAAACCAAAUAAUUUUAUGGUUGCAUUUUGUUGAAAUAUGAUAUAUGGUAUUUUCAACAUCUGUUAGUAAUGGGUCAACUUUGGUUGUUACUGCUCCAUUGUUGUCUUCUUAAAUGCUAUUUUCUUUAAUUGGUAGGAAUAUGGAUAGGAUUUUGUCGUGUUAGACAUAGUUGUCAGCAUAGCAGAGUAGUUUGUUUAUCCAAUUAAAGAAAUCAACAUAUGCUUUUUCAUUAAGCUCAUUCGAAGGCUCUUAUAUUGGUUUUAUUAUAAUGAAGUUUUACUGAAAUGAGUUCAGUUGGAGGAAUGUUUAAUAAUUGGUAUUAUGGAGUGUUGGCUAUAAUAAUUGGUACUACAAGGAAGUUUACUUAUGUUUUGUUGGAGUGGGUACAACUGAAAUUUUUUUUAUUAAUUCCUAAUUGUUGAAGGAAAUUUCACUAAUUGGCAUAACAAAGUGCUAAUAAUAAUUGUCAUUACAAUGAGGUUUACUUAAGUUUCAGUUUCUACUAGCUCUAGCUUUCCUCCAAAUCAGGGCAGCAUUAUCCCUUCAAGUGCUUCCUAAUUUGCCUUCAUUCCUCUGCGGUGGUUGCUCUUGCCGGUGUCGGGUUGCAUUUCUCCUUGGUGCGACUCCAGCUCAUUUGCAGAUGUUGCUUCCUGUGCUGCAGAGCUGAUGUUUUUCUUGUCCAUUGGUUUCGGGGAAGGAGGUUUUGUUAUCUUGCCUCUGCUUCCUCUCCCUGGUUGUCUCCUUUUUGGUUUGUUUUGCUUUCUCCCUAGUCGUGUUCCGUUAGAUCAUUUCCCACCGUGCUGGUGCUUUUCCAGUACUGUCUCAUUUAUGCAUUUGUAUCCUUUGUUUUUCCAGUCUUUGUACUGGUGUUUCCUUAAUUUAAUAUAUAUCAUCUUUAUAAAAAAAAAUUCAGUUUCACUAAAAUGGGUUCCGUUGAAGGAAAGUUUAUUAAUUUCCAACUGGAAAUGGCUUUGGGAUCUCAAUUUGCCCCCUAAACUUCGGUUUUUCGUUUGGAAGUGUGGUAAGAAUGCAAUUGCAACACGGGCGAGGCUGUUUGAACGCAAGUGUGCUCUUUGUCCUCUGUGCCCGCUGUGUGAUGAGAAUGCUGAAACCGUUAUGCACUGCUUGUUCUAUUGCCCCAAGGCAUGUGAGACUUGGUCUCGGCUUGGCCUGGUGGAUUUUUUCCCUGCUGCGGACUCCAGUUUUGCUGAUUGGUUCUUCAAUCUCAGGGAUAGAUCAUCAACGGACCAAAUUUGCAAGAUUGUGUGUACGAUGUGGAAUGUCUGGAUUGCUCGUAAUGGAAUGGUAUUUGAAGGAAAGGUGUUCUCCCCGCCUACUGUGGCAAUUCUUGCUGAUCGAGAUUCUCAAAGGGUCAAGGAAGCGUGGACUUCGGGCACGACUUCCCCUUCUUCCGGAUCAGUCGGUUUGCCUUCUCAGUCUGGGAGUUCUCGAUCGACGACCUUAUCACCGCCUGGUCCUUAUAGUAAGGUUGUGCAUUGUGAUGGUUCCUUUGUCUCUGAUGCACAGGUGGCGGCUUAUGGGAUUGCUAUUGCGAAUUCCCACGGUCAGGUUAUUGACGGGAAAGCUGAGAGAUUCUUUUGUUCUUCUCCGAUUCAAGCGGAAGCUGUUGCAAUUCUUAAUGCAGUUAUCUUGGCAGCCCUGGAUCCAGUCCCAACGUGUGUUCGAUCUGAUUGCCAGAGGUUGACGAUUGCGUUGACUCAGGAUCCGAGCCUUUGGCCUUGGCAAUGCCGGGCAACUCUUGCCCGGAUUGUUUCCAUUCUAUGUGUCUCUCCUUGGAUCGUGGUUGAGUUUGUUCCCCGUCGAUUUAAUGCCUUUGCGGAUUGGAUUGCGAGAAACGCUCGGCUUGAUCUCCUUCCUCCUGAAUGGAUUGUCAUUGCUGAUCUUGUAGCUCCAUUAUUGUAAUUGUAUUGCUUCCCACUUGUGUGGGUUUGGAAUGAAAUGAUGAUUGUUGUUGUCAAAAAAAAACUAUUGAUGGAAAGUUGUCUAUUUGGCAUCACAAAGUGCUACCUGUUGAGUUUGUUGAAUGACGUUAUAGGUGAAUUCAUUAUAGAAGCAGAUGAUAUUUCUCCUAGAAUCACUGGAUUCAGGUGCACCAGCAACGACCUUCAAUAACAUAAGACAUCUAUAGGUGCAAAGUCUUAUGUUUGGAUAUAACAAAAAAAAAAUUAUAACUAAGCUUAUCGGGCUAAUCAAUGAAAUCUUCCUCAAUAAUAUUACAAGUAAUCUAUAAUAACUCAGCAUAUAAGCCUUAACCCUCUUGGUGAAUUGACACCAGUGGAUUCUCUUACAAUGUUGGGACAUAUGUUAGCUACGUAGCUUAGCUAUGGCUUAGUUUUGAAUUCUUGAGCAUCUAUACUAUAAUUAAUUCUCUUCCCUUAAGAAUUGUAGCUAUAUCUAAAUUUCAAUUAGUUGGUAUCUCUUGUGCCUUUUAGUACUAUAAGUUCAUUUGUUUACCUAUUAGAUGUUUGAGUGUUGUCCUCCUUUGGGAACACAAAUUCAUGAUCCAUAAAAAAAAACUCGAUCUAGGAUCAUUAUGCCUAGAAAUUACAAGUAAUUUUUAGUUGUCUAUUAGGAUAAUCUCGCACUUUGAUAUUGCAAGCAAGUAUACAUGUUUAUACCUGUUUAAGUGUUAUUCAUAAUUACCUUUCAAGUUACAUAGAAAAGGCUACCCUACAAUCAAUUUCCUUUAGCAAGCUGCCUUACCUGAGGAUAAACAAACUGUAACACUUAAUCCGUGUAGUUGGAAAUUUUUAUGUUCGACAUUUUCCCACCCAAUUACAGGUUGAGGGUUACGGAUGGACUUACAUAGGUCAAUAUUCUCUGUGCAUGACUUUAAGUUUCUUAGUGAAUACUAUCAAUCAAUUAUCUUUUUAAUUCCUGCUUGCCCUAUUACCUCAUCUAUGAAUUUGUUUGAAUCUCCUGAACAUUAAAAUUUAUAAGAGACCGUGAAUUAGCUUGCACUAUCAUGUGAAGAUAUGUAUUCAGGCCAAGGCUUUAAGCUAAGAGCAGGAAUCAAUUUUAGUUAAUUUGUUUGAAUCUCUUGAGCAUUAAUUUUUUUAGUGAUUAGAGUCACCAAUUAGCAAUUGCAGUAAUAUAUAUGUGUAUAUGUAUCCCUGACAAGGCUCUAAGUUAAGAGCAUGAAUGAACUUCAAUUUCAAAUUCAGUUUUGACUGAGAUAUAAUGGAUUCUAAAGAACUAAAUGUUCAAGGACUUGAGAAUUUUCGAGGACAGGGAAUCAACAACGGAAGUUGUUUGUUAUAAGAUCAGAAUGCUCAUAUAAAGCUGGUUGAUAGCAGCACAAAAGGUCGACAUAAACGUUGUUAAAGGUUGGAAAUUGGAGAUGCAGCGUCAAUUAAUCUCCCCUUCACAUUCUGAAUACAAGACGUCAUGACUAGGAGAAGAAGCAAUGCUUCUCACUGUUGUAUUUGGCAUUUCCUAAAGGAGUCAAUCACGAGCAACUAACAUGAGGAGAAUGGUCAUGGUAUGGGACAUGCUGAAGUGUAUGCUGGCAUGUACGCUUUACUCGACGCCAUGCAUUUACCCUGCUAAUAGCAAAAGAAAGCUAUGUGAUGGCAAGAGCAGGUCUACAAUUAGAGAUGGAAACCUCGCACUGUGAUGCAGAACUGGUCAACCUUGCAACUAAAGAAGGAAGUAUGUUUUAAGUGCUUGGUUUUGGUGCUUUUUCAGUUUUUCAGUUUUGAUGAGGCUACUGCCGCUAUGGAAGAUUUCUUCCUUGCAGAGGAGUACCAAUGCUUUGUUUCUACUUUGCUGGCGUGGCUCCAAAUUUGGAUCCGUUGCUUGGCUUCACCAUGAGGAUGGUUAUACAGAACUUUGUGAUAUUUUUUUCUUUUGCUAUUUCAAAGGGGCUUCCCUGUGCUGUUGGUUUUUUUCAUGUGAUUUCCCUUUCUGCUAUAUCUUUUAACCUAUCUUAAAUUGAUAUUUAAUAAAAUUAUUUAACCCUUACCAAAAGAAAAGUAUACUCACCGUACAUCAAUUGUGUGUACAGGCUAAUUAAAUGUUUUUAGCUUUUAUAAUUUUGGAAUUUAGAAACCAAUAUGUGUAUUGAAUUGGGCAAUAUAGUGCAUUUAUAAAGUAUGAAAUUCAUAAGUGCAUACAUCAUUUUUCUGUUGUUGAUUUGAUUUAACCUGAAACUUUGAAGGUGAUGUUGCAGUUGCAGCCCACACUGUCAAGGGUUGGUGGGUUGUGCUAUGGUAGCCCAUCGGGUAGUGUUGCGAUUCAAUUCGUCUCCCUGAUUAUGAUUUAUCACUAUCACAACAUUUAUGCAUGGUGAGCCGCCAUCUAGCGAGUCAUCUACUUAGGCAUCACGCAUACCAAUCAGUUAUGGGUGUUUAAUUUUAUGGUCAUGGAAAUUGAGUUUUUUAUUGUUUUAAUUGCCUCAAACACUUAGUACGUGUGCAUUUUAUUCUUGCACGUCCAAGUUUUACACAAGUUAGUGCCAAUCCAUCUACUCAAACACUAUGAUUUGUUCCUCUCGGUGAGGGUAUCCCAAGAAUUUCUGUGUAAGAAUCUUGGAAUUUUAAAGAUGAUGGACUUUUUGAAGGAAUGGAACAAAGAUUUGACGAUCGAUGGCUAAAAAAUUGGAAUAUAUGUUGAGAGAAAAAAAACUCACUUAGUAACAAAACCCAAACAUCUCUUCAUUGGAAUAUUGUAAUUAGCUUUUUUUAGUGAUACUAUGAUAACACGAAACCAAUAUUGAUGCGGUUCUACAAUAUUAUGUCAUCUUGAUCCUGAUCAUCGCAUGUAUGCCAUGAAUUUCAUGUUCCUUAGUUUUGUUCUUCUUUGUGUGCCAUAUGUAGCUAGGUAUUAGGCAUUUUGGCCUUUUUUCCGUAACCUUCAACCACCAAUGUUGGAUUUUUGUAUUGCCUAGAAUUUAUAUAUACACAACGCUAAGUUACGAUAAUAUUAUCAAUAAAUCUACCUAUGAACUAAUUAUCACCAAUGUCAAAAUCAACCGAUAAUAAAAAUAUUAAUUUGAAAUCAUUAGUAAACUAUUUAAAAGUGU